CCGGCGCGCGGCCCAGCUCGGCGUGCGCUGCGGCCGGGUCGGAUCUGAGACGAGCACUCCCCAACUUGUUACCAUCUCAUCCUCAUCCACCCCGCCUCCUCCCGUCUCCCCCUCCGCCGGAUCUGAUCGGAUCCGCCCGACCAACCCGCGCCGCCGCCGCAGUGGCAUGUAAGGAAUGAGGUAAAAUUUCACUCCAUUCUUUGAGAGGGGUAUAAUGGUCUUUCCCAUCUCUAGAGAACAACUUGGGGAGGUAAAAACCCGGAAAAAGAGACAGGGCUGUCGUCAUUUUGCAUUGCUGGGCCCUUAUGGGCCAUUAUGUUUGGCCCAGCCCGUCUGUGUUUCCAUGCUGCCUAGCCCAGCACAUCCCGUCUCGUCCUCGGUCACUCCGGCCGCGACCUCCCGUCAAUCGUGCGUGCCCGCUGCGCCGCAGCUCCUCUCGCCCGCAGCGCCCCACGCCGGUGAUCCCGCAGGGCGGCUGGAGGAGACGACGAGGGCCAAGGGGCGCCGCGGUGCCGACCCACCUCUCGUGGCCGGCAGACUGCGCCGCUACUCCGCAGCUAGCCUCUGGUCCGUCCCUCGACGUGCUCCGCCGCAGCGCGCUCGAUCGGUGUGAGGCUGGAGUGGAGCAGAGAUCCACCCGGACUUGGAUAGGUUCCUUUCCAACUCACUCAUCCCUGGACAGAUGGCGCAGAUCCCCAACCUUGACAAUGCGCCGCUCAACCUUGCAGCCCUCAGGGAGCAGUCGCAGAAGGACCUACUCGGCAUCCUAAAAAGCAUAAGGGGGAAGAAGUGUCUGAUCAUUGACCCGAAGCUCGCUGGGACCCUGUCGCUGAUCGUGCAGACAUCCCUGCUAAAGGAGUAUGGUGCGGAGUUGCGAAUUCUCUCUUCUGAUCCCUUGCAGACGGAAUGCCUGAAAAUUGUAUAUCUUGUGCGCUCUCAGCUGAGCUUAAUGAAAUUCAUUGCAAGUCAGAUCAGGAAUGAUGAAUCUAAAGGGCUCCAAAGGGAAUACUUCCUUUACUUUGUACCACGCCGCAUUGUUGCUUGUGAGAAGAUCCUGGAGGAAGAGAAAGUUCAUCAGAAACUGACACUUGGAGAAUACCCUUUGUAUCUAGUUCCAUUGGAUGAUGAUGUCCUUUCUUUUGAACUUGACCAUUCUUUGCAGGAAUGUCUCAUUGAAGGAGAUACAAGUUCUAUCUGGCAUGUUGCAAAAGCGAUUCAUAAACUAGAGUUUGCCUUUGGAGUUAUCCCAAAUGUUAGGGCUAAGGGUGUGGCAUCUACCAAAGCUGCAGAGUUGUUGAAUAAUAUGCAACUAGAGGAUCCGGUCAACAUGGAUGAUAUGGGCAUUCCGGAGAUAAACACUGUUAUUCUAUUAGACAGAGAGGUGGACAUGGUGACACCAAUGUGCUCUCAGUUGACAUAUGAAGGCUUGCUGGAUGAGAUGCUGCAAAUUAAUAAUGGUUCAGUGGAAGUUGAUGCGAGCAUCAUGGGAACUCAACAAGAUGGGAAAAAGGUUAAGGUUCCACUGAAUUCGAGUGAUAAGUUGUACAAGGAGAUUCGUGACCUCAACUUUGAAGUUGUAGUUCAGGUUUUACGUCAAAAAGCAACAUCUAUUCAGCAAGAUUACGCGGAAGUGAAAUCCACCAACACUCAGUCUGUUUCUGAGCUCAAGGAUUUUGUGAGGAGAUUGCACUCGCUACCGGAGAUAGCUAGGCAUGUUCAUUUGGCGCAACACUUGCAAUCCUUCACAGGAAAACCCUCAUUCCAUGCCCGACUAGACAUAGAACAAACGAUAUUGGAGGUUCAGAACUUUGAAAUAUGCUUUGAGUACGUCGAGGAGAUGAUACAUAAGCAGGAACCUAUUGAAAAUGUGCUUCGCCUUCUAGUGUUACUCUCUCUUACAAAUGCUGGGUUGCCAAAGAAGAAUUUUGAUUACUUGAGGCGGGAGAUGCUGCAUAGCUAUGGCUUUGAGCACAUGAACUUAUUAUACAAUCUGGAAAAGGCUGGCCUUUUUAAGAAGCAGGAAUCAAGAAGCAAUUGGGUUGGUAUUACAAGAGCUCUGCAGCUUAUAGUCGAUGUAAAUGAUACAGCAAACCCUAGUGAUAUAUCGUACAUCUUUUCUGGAUAUGCACCUCUUAGUAUUCGCCUUGUUCAGCAUGCAGUGAGAUCUGGAUGGCGUUCUAUUGAAGAAUUGUUGAAACUAUUGCCAGGUCCACAUCUAGAUUUGAAAAGGGGUGGUUUGACAAUUGAUUCGUCACUGGAAGUACAUCCAGGUUCAGGGGCUCAGCAGAGUAUUGACAGGGUUGGUCAUCGCUCUCUGGUUUUGGUUGUAUUCAUUGGUGGUGUCACAUUUGCUGAGAUUGCUGCCCUUCGAUUCCUUAGUGCACAGGAAGGAAUGGGCUACGACUUCCUUGUUGCAACAACAAAGGUCGUCAAUGGUAACACGAUACUCAGACCAAUUAUAGCCAGCAGUAAAUCAGGGAUGAUGUAAUUUUUUUUUUCUGAGCAUGUGUUUGUAAUUUCAAUCUCAAACAAACCCAAGCUUGUGAGUUCUUUUUGCUGUGCGUGUGUUUUAAGCUUGUGAGGGUUUUUCUUGUUUGGCUAUGAGUUCCUAAUUACUCGGCAACUGGACGUUAGGCUCACGCGCCUGGCCUUUUUUGUGUAUAUAUUUAGAUUAAUACUGAUAGAUGAAAUUUUGAUGUUCUCAUUUUUAUUCAGUUCUAUUGCUUACAUUUA
Molecule: messenger RNA, 2733 nt
Organism: Setaria italica (foxtail millet)
Lineage: Eukaryota; Viridiplantae; Streptophyta; Magnoliopsida; Poales; Poaceae
Product: vacuolar protein-sorting-associated protein 33 homolog
Exons: 24
Coding region: 683-2488 (601 amino acids)
Biological process (GO): vesicle-mediated transport; intracellular protein transport
Cellular component (GO): vacuole; CORVET complex
Source: RefSeq, a predicted model, not a curated record